AUGGCAAAGCAUAAUUUUUCGCCCGAGCUCCUGCCAAGGGGUGAAGGAUUCAGCGUUGAGUAUUUGGACUUUAACUCGCCAGCAAAAAAGCGACGCAACAUUUCUCUGGCCUGUAUCGAGUGUCGGGAAAAGAAAUGCUCUGGAACCACCCCAUGCACAACAUGUGUAACCGAAGGUCGCCAGUGCUUGUAUGAUCUAGCCAGUGAUCGGAGACGCAAGGCUCAUACCGCCGAGCUUUUAAACUUCCGUGAUGCCCUUUACCGAAUGACUGCCAAGCUACACUCUGGAACGCCGGAGAAGAUAUCAUUUUUGAUUCAGGAGAUUCAAAAGCUGCCAACAGACCAAGACGCUGUUAAUUAUCUUGUUCACGGAUACUGA
Molecule: messenger RNA, 378 nt
Organism: Penicillium samsonianum
Lineage: Eukaryota; Fungi; Ascomycota; Eurotiomycetes; Eurotiales; Aspergillaceae
Product: Zn(II)2Cys6 transcription factor domain-containing protein
Exons: 2
Coding region: 1-378 (125 amino acids)
Biological process (GO): regulation of DNA-templated transcription
Molecular function (GO): zinc ion binding; DNA-binding transcription factor activity, RNA polymerase II-specific
Source: RefSeq, a predicted model, not a curated record